This is a messenger RNA of Dromaius novaehollandiae (emu), 4074 nucleotides long. It is a transcript of the gene SLC8B1, whose product is annotated as solute carrier family 8 member B1. Bases 518 to 2275 code for a protein of 585 amino acids. Gene Ontology annotation, biological process: calcium export from the mitochondrion; intracellular calcium ion homeostasis. Gene Ontology annotation, cellular component: membrane. The record is from RefSeq and is a predicted model, not a curated record. The transcript is spliced from 15 exons. NCBI's taxonomy places the organism in Eukaryota, Metazoa, Chordata, Aves, Casuariiformes, Dromaiidae. Gene Ontology annotation, molecular function: calcium:sodium antiporter activity.
CCGGGGGGGGAUCAGCUGCCUGCUCAUAACAGCGGCGCCGCGCCGGGCGGCGGCAGCAGCGGUGGCUCUGCGCGGUGCGGGGGGGCGUCCGCGCUGUCCCGCCCCGGCUCCCCGGACCCCCCCGGCGCCCCCCGGCCCGCGUUCGCCGGUUGCACCGCGCUCCGCAGCCCGGACGUGGCGGCCGCGCAGCGCCCGGCCCGCGGCACCCGGCCGCGCUUUGAGCCUUGCGGCUCGUUUCCCUUUUAUUAUUCUUAUUAAUAUUUUUAAUUUUAUUGUUGUUAUCCCCCGCCGGGACCCGGAUCUCGCCGGGGGGCUCGGCGACCUGCCCCGUCGCUCCCUCCAGCCCCGAGGAGAGCGGCAUGGGGCGAAGCAGCCCGGCGCCCCCCAGGCUUCGCCUCGCCGGCGGCUUUUGCGAGCCGUAACCCCCCCGCCCCCGUCCCCGGCCAACUUCUGUGUUCCCCCCCGCGGCCGCAGCCUCCCCGCUUGCGAAACCCGGGGGCGCGGCGGGGCCGGGGCCAUGGGGCCGGCGUGGGCGCUGAGCGCGGCCUGGGCGCUGAGCGCGGCCGGGGCGCUGGGCCGGGGCGCCGCGGCGCUCGGAGGCGGCGGCGGGCCGGGGCGAGCGGGCAGCGCGGCGCUGCCGGACGCGGCGGCCGCCCUGGGCCGCGGGAAGGCCGUGGACUGCUGGGAGGUGCGGAAACGCAACAGCUCCGAGUGGUGCCGCUUCGUCCAGACCAACCCCGACUGCCAGCUGGAGGGCGGCUUCCUCGACUACCUCAACGGCAUCUUCUGCGUCUUCCCCGCGCGCCUGCUGCCGCUGGCCGUCACCCUCUACGCUUGCUGGCUCUUGUACCUCUUCAUCAUCCUCGGCGUGACGGCGGAGAAGUUCUUCUGCCCCAACUUGUCGGCCAUCUCCACCAACCUGAAGCUGUCUCACAACGUGGCAGGUGUCACCUUCCUGGCAUUCGGCAAUGGGGCUCCAGAUGUCUUCAGUGCAGUGGUGGCCUUCUCUGACCCGCGGACAGCGGGGCUGGCCAUCGGCGCCGUCUUCGGUGCCGGCGUGUUUGUGACCACGGUGGUGGCCGGGGGCAUCGCCCUGGUGAAGCCCUUCACGGCUGCAUCCAGGCCCUUCCUCAGGGACGUCAUCUUCUACAUGGUGGCCGUCUUCCUCACCUUCAUGGUGCUCUACUUCGGCAGGAUCACGCUGGGAGAGGCCCUGGGUUACCUGGGACUCUACAUCUUCUACGUCUUCACCGUGGUGCUCUGCACCUGGAUCCACCGGCGGCAGCGCGGGGACGGGCUGGCCCCCCCCGGGCCCUGGGAGCCAGAGCUGCUGACGGACACUGAAGACCGGGAGUCCUUGGGCACCAGCAGCGGCGACUACGGCGAGGAGUAUCGGCCCCUGCUCCCCUACCAGGAGACCUCGCUGCACAUCCUGGCCGCGGCCCUCAGCCCCGUGGACUACCGCAAGUGGAGGAGGAAGCCCUGCUACUGGCGGCUCUUCAAGGUGCUCAAGGUCCCUGUGGAGCUGCUGCUGCUGCUCACGGUGCCCGUCGUGGACCCCGACAAGGAGGACCUGAACUGGAAGAGGCCCCUCAACUGCCUGCACGUGGUCACCAGCCCCCUGCUCUGCAUCCUCACCCUGAAGUCGGGCGCCUACGGGCUCUACCAGAUCCAGGGCGUCUUCCCUGUCUGGGCUCUGGUCGUGCUGGUCGGCGCCGUCGCGGCAGUCCUCGUCUUCAGCACCACGAGCAACGAGGAGCCCCCCAAGUACCACUGCGUAUUUGCCUUCCUGGGGUUCUUGGCCAGCGCCAUGUGGAUCAAUGCGGCGGCCACGGAGCUGGUGAACAUCCUCCGCACCCUGGGCAUCAUCUUCCAGCUGAGCAACACUGUGCUGGGCCUGACGCUGCUGGCGUGGGGCAACAGCAUCGGCGACACCUUCUCCGACCUGACCAUGGCGCGGCAGGGCUAUCCCCGCAUGGCCUUCUCCGCCUGCUUCGGCGGCAUCAUCUUCAACAUCCUGGUCGGCGUGGGACUCGGCUGCCUGCUGCAGAUGACCGGCAGCCAGAUGGUGGUGAAGCUGGAGCCCGACAGCCUCCUGGUGUGGAUCCUGGCCGGGGCCCUGGGCUUGAGCUUGGUCUUCUCCUUCGUGGCGGUGCCGGCGCAGUGCUUCCAGCUGGGCAAGGCCUACGGCGUCUGCCUCCUCCUCUACUACCUGGCCUUCCUCUGCGUGGCCCUGCUGACCGAGUUCAGGGUGAUCCGCCUGGCCGCCCCCUGACGCGGUGCGGAGAGGGGCCGGGGCCGCCCCACGGCAGCAGCCCCACGGCGGGAGCCCCCGGGCAGCGACGGUUUCCAGGGCAUCGUUUUUGGCUGGGGAAAGGAAGAGGAGGCACUGGCACUAGCUGUGUCCUCUCCCCCAUCUUCAAGUUCGUUAAAUGACGUUAAGAUCGCGGCUUCCUUGCAUCGAGGCGGCGAAGGGGAGCUGCAGCCAGGACCGGCCCCGGGGAAGGUCCUACCUCUCCCCCCGCGGCACCUGCCCUGCUGCGUCUUCAGCCUGGUUCCUCGGGGCCGGGACCGGCGCUGGGAGUCACGCUGCCGGGGGCGACGCGGUGGAGGUCGGCGUGCAAUUUUGGGACAGCCUCUCCUGCAAAGGUCACUACGUGCCCAGACUGUGGGCUGAAAUAGCAGCCGAGGCGAAGCGAGGUGGGGUGACCAUGAAGAAAAGCUCCAGGGCAGCGCUAGGUUUUAAUGCAAGCCAAGUUCGAGGAAGAAAAAAAGAAAAAAAGAAAGGAGCCUGGUUUCUCCUGCGUUUUUUAUGCUACUUUUUUUUUUUUUUCAACCUGACCUUAAGAACAUAUUUUUCUUCUCCUCUUAGGGCGGACAGAGCUGUAGCAAAUGACUUGGUACUCAGAGAUUUCCACACGCAGACUGUUACCCUCUGGGCAGAGCUAGGUUUAGACACUGUAUGGGGAAAAAACCUCAAUAAACACACCCCCCCCCCCCAAAACACCUCCCUUAGCAGCUCUGUGCUAGCUGCCAGCGGGGCCUUUUGCACGGUUUUGCUUAGCCACUUCCUGCCGCGAGCGAGCGCGGUGCAACCGGCCUCCGCUGAAGUGGCUCUUCGCUAAACGGCAGCAGGAGCGGGAAGCGCGUUGGCGCGGCGGGAGCGGAGCCAGCAGCCGCCGGAGGCAGGCGGAGGGGCCGCGGCACGCCGGUGCGCAGGGUUAGAGCCUCGGCGGUGCAGGGAAGCGUUUUCUCUGUUUACCAGCAGCCGAUUUCCCAAGCGCGGUCACACGCCCCCGGCUUUGCUGCGCGGCCUCUUGGCUCGGCACGGGGCCGGAGCAGACGCCCUUGUUCAGCGCCUGCACGGCACGAGGGUUUUGCAAGGACACGACUGCCAGAGCUGGCCUCUCGCAGCUGAGGGAGGCAGCAGGCUCCCAGGCCUCCCUUCCCCACUGGGCCUGGAUCAUUUCUCCUUUUUCCACCCACAUGAGCAUUGCCACAACCGUCGGAGCUCUCCGCGCCUGCCCUGAACCUGCUCAGAAGCCCCCACCAGCUUGUGGAGCAAUGCAGGAGAAGUGGCACGCGCGCAAGCCCCCCUGAACUGGCUGGCUGAAACCACCCAAACAGCGGCCACCAUCCAAGCACAGCCGUAAGGGGCCAAAAUUAGCUCAGGAGCCCACAGCCCCCUUUCAACCUUUGAUGUAGCACUGGAGCAGGCUUUAAAAACCACAAGUUUAAAAGCAUUAUCUUAAUGCUGAGGGAGCCGGGCUGUAAGGCAGCAGCAUCUAAGAGCAAGAAUUCAGGGCAGAUGUUUGUGCCGCACGUGUAAAACACGCCCCGGCAAGCAGUGGCCGCUGGAGCGGGAGGGCAGGCGCGACUCUUCCCCCACGAUGUGGCAAUCCUCCAACGGCCAGUGUGCCCCGCUUCCGCGCCCCGCACCGCAAGGAGGGAGGGAAGCCGCUGCCUUUACAAAGCCGAGGAUGCUUUUUAUUAGUGUGCUUGAAAAAAAUCUAGAGAACAUUUUACAGACGCGUCCAUAAAAUCGUUUUAUAAACGAAACGCCAGCGUACAAAA